Molecule: messenger RNA, 2645 nt
Organism: Frankliniella occidentalis (western flower thrips)
Lineage: Eukaryota; Metazoa; Arthropoda; Insecta; Thysanoptera; Thripidae
Exons: 6
Coding region: 153-1523 (456 amino acids)
Molecular function (GO): protein binding
Source: RefSeq, a predicted model, not a curated record
GGUAAAUUUUUGUUCACAGGGACCGAGAUUUGCUGUUUCGGGGAACUUUUACCCAGUUACACUCAGAAAAUAGAAAUACCAUAACUUGUGCUGCAUAUGGUGGAAAACAGAGGCUGCUUCUCGGUACAAAUCAUGGUUGCCAACUUUAUGAUAUGUCCAAUGCAAACCACCAACAUUUAACUUUUGGUUCAGGGAGGAUCAAUGCAGUUGAUAUGGUUGAUAGUCGUGCUUUAUUUGUUCGAAAUGGCAUGAUAAAAUUGUGUUGUUUUGAAUCAAUUAGCAAUAUACAUGCUUCUGGUAAAUUGCCAUCGAUUGCCCAUGUUGGCUGGAAUUCUCGAGAUGUCUCUGUUUAUACCACAGCAACAACAAAUGGAGAAAUUCAGGUAAUUACUGUCUAUCAUGAUGGCAAAGUGAUUUAUGAUGAUGCUAAAUUCCGCACAUUUCCAAGUAUUGUUCGAUGCCAUAGAGAUCAGGUGUUGAUGGGUACAUCAGAUGGACAAGUCUUGUUAAUUGACACAGUAUCCAAAAACACACAUCAUAUUAGGGAAAUGUCAGGAACGGAAGUGGAAUAUAUUGGUGUAGAAACAGAUGAAAGUAACUCAUUCUAUGUAGUUGGCUCAAAACAAAAUAAAAAUGUAUCUCUUCAGAUUUUUAAUCAUAACUAUGGAUUAAUUUUGUCCAGCGAAAUCAGUGCUCCAGUUGCAAAGACCUUUAUCUCCUCCCAGCACAGCUGCUUGAUUGUAGUUCUAAGAGAUUACUCCAUUCUGGCGUACAGUUUCAAAAAUCAGCAUCUUUCAAGUCUUCAUGAUGGAAGAGAAACAGCUAAUGUAACAGAUGCAUGUAUAUCUUCAAAAAGGGGCAUUCUUUUUGUAACUGAUGAGGAAAAUUGCUAUCAUGUCUUUCAUAUCAAAUGGCCUUUGUCAAAUGUAACAAAUAAUAUCAAUGAGGCUUUGAAUAUGAAGCCACUUCUCCUGCCCUUAACAGAGGGUGUUAACUUAAAGAAGACAGUUUUUGAGCCUUCUGAUGAAGUUGAUGGUAUAAGACUAAGCUCACUAUCUACCACUGAACUUAGAGUGUCAUUAAGUACCCAACCACUUAAAGGACCAUCUUGGUGUUGCUGUAUUUGCCCAAAAGAAGACUUUGUUGCCAUUGGAUGUGAUGAUAAUACAAUUUUGAUAUAUGACAUCCAGAAGGGGAAAGCAAUUAAUGAAUUCCAAGUCCAGCCCAACCGACAAACUAGAAUUCAUCAGCUGAAGUUUUCUCCCUAUGAUGUGAAAUUUCAUCACUUGCCUUUCAAACUAAUUCUUUUUGUUGUUACUGACCGUGUGUCUCUCUGGAACAUCUCACCUCUUAUUCUCGACAAUGCAAACUAUGCAAUCAGAGAUAUCAAAUGUGUCGGUUGCGUAAAUGCAAGUGGUAAUCCUCUACUUGAGCUUGCAAUUAAUGACUCUUGCAACAAGUUUUGUGCUUUUGAUAAGAAUUUUUCAUAUUUUCUUUGGAAUAUAUGGGAGGAAGAUAAAUAGGAGCAAAGUUAUAUAACUAUUGUACUUUUUUCUGUGUGGUGCUUUUCAAGGUGGUAAGACUGAUCAAAUACUUAAUAUCAAUUCCAUGUUCAAUCAUAGAUUUCUUCUUAUUUAAUUGCUAUUGGAAAACAUGACAUCACAGGCUAUGUCAAAAAUAUUUUAAUCUACUUUAGAAUUCAGCAGGAGCAAUGCAGGAACAGAUCUCAUAAUUAUUACUUCACUAUUCUGUUUCCUUAAGUUUCUGCUAAAUGAGUUCACAAACUGAAAGAAGUGAUUAAUUGUAGCCACAUACAUAUGAUUUUUUGUGAUUUAUCAUGUUUUAGUUUAAUUUUCCAUAGUACUCAUAUGCCUUCAUCCAUGAAAGAAAAGGCUGAUGCAUCUAUUUACAGGGUAAACUAAUAUCUUUUGCUCAAGUCAUCUUAAUGGAUCUUAAGCAAAAAGGCUGGUACCUUACCUAUUUGGUUUACACAAAUGCCUUUGUCCUAUGAAUGCUGAGUAUUUAACAAAUGUGAUAUAUUGUCUUGUCAGUUUUGACAACGAGAGAAGACUGUUUAUGUCUCUCAUACAGAUCGUUUAACUUAUAUUUUUUAUCAUUGCUUCAAUUUAGUGCUCUUGUUUCGUAUUUCAUAUCAAUUUAUAGACUAAAGGCAAGGGUCUAAGUUUUUAUAUUUUAUAUGAAAUUAAUUUAAUUUUAUGUUCAAAACUACUGAUGUUUUCAAUUUUUAAACAAAUGUGAUGCCAUUGUUUUAAAUACCAUAUGUAAUACAGUCUUAACUAACAUGACAAUGAUGCCAAAGAUAACGGGUCCUUGACAUGUUUGCCAAAAUGUAUUGUCUGAAGUCAAUUAAUUAUUAUCUAUUACCAAACAAAGGAAGAAAACCUGUUUGAAAGAGGUGCUUUACACAGCACUGUGGUCAAACAAUAUUUUUGCCCUCUUUGCUUAGUAAUGAAUUAUUUUUUAUUUUUUCUAGUAGCCAUAUUGUCUGUCUUUUCUAUGAAUAUUUCAUUGGAAGAUUUAUGCAAUCAUAUUGUAUAUGUUAAAAUUUCAAAAAGUCUAAUAUUUAUUUUAGUUUAAAUAUGUACAGAGUUUAAUCAUGUUGUGAAUUAUAAUUUACAAAACUA